Molecule: messenger RNA, 6102 nt
Organism: Perognathus longimembris pacificus (Pacific pocket mouse)
Lineage: Eukaryota; Metazoa; Chordata; Mammalia; Rodentia; Heteromyidae
Gene: Erbin
Product: erbb2 interacting protein
Exons: 27
Coding region: 171-4520 (1449 amino acids)
Biological process (GO): neurotransmitter receptor transport, endosome to postsynaptic membrane; neurotransmitter receptor transport postsynaptic membrane to endosome
Cellular component (GO): postsynaptic membrane; adherens junction; postsynaptic density
Molecular function (GO): protein binding
Source: RefSeq, a predicted model, not a curated record
CCCCCGCCCCCCGCGCCCGCCGUCCCCGACGCCGGCCCGGGGACCCCGCGAGGGGGACGCCGCGGCCCGCCGAGCCCCGACGCCGCGGCCCUGAGACGCCGGCCCGCACGGAAGAAUGUUGGCUCAAUUAAGAAACAUCAGGGAGAUAAAUUCAACCCAGUGUAUCUAAAAUGACUACAAAACGAAGUUUGUUUGUGCGUUUGGUACCAUGUCGCUGUCUGCGAGGGGAAGAGGAGACUGUCACUACUUUGGAUUAUUCUCACUGCAGUUUAGAACAGGUUCCCAAAGAGAUUUUUACUUUUGAAAAAACUUUAGAAGAGCUCUAUUUAGAUGCUAAUCAGAUUGAAGAACUUCCAAAGCAACUUUUUAACUGUCAGUCUCUACACAAACUGAGUUUGCCAGACAAUGAUUUAACAACGUUACCAGCAUCAAUUGCAAAUCUUAUUAAUCUCAGGGAACUGGAUGUCAGCAAAAAUGGAAUACAAGAGUUUCCAGAAAAUAUAAAGAACUGCAAAGUUUUGACAGUUGUGGAGGCCAGUGUAAACCCUAUUUCUAAGCUCCCUGAUGGAUUUUCUCAGCUGUUAAACCUAACCCAGUUAUAUCUGAAUGAUGCUUUCCUUGAAUUCUUGCCAGCUAAUUUUGGCAGAUUAACUAAACUUCAGAUAUUAGAACUUAGAGAGAACCAGUUGAAAAUGUUGCCUAAAACUAUGAAUAGACUGACUCAGCUGGAAAGACUGGAUUUGGGGAGUAAUGAAUUCACAGAAGUGCCUGAAGUUCUUGAGCAACUGAGUGGAUUGAAAGAAUUUUGGAUGGAUGGUAAUAGACUGACUUUUAUUCCUGGGUUUAUUGGCAGUUUGAAACAGCUCACCUAUUUGGAUGUUUCUAAAAAUAAUAUUGAAAUGGUUGAAGAAGGAAUUUCAGCAUGUGAAAACCUCCAAGAUCUCCUGUUAUCCAGUAAUUCACUUCAACAACUGCCUGAGACGAUUGGUUCAUUGAAGAAUGUCACAACUCUUAAAAUAGAUGAAAACCAACUAAUGUAUCUACCAGACUCUAUAGGAGGGUUAAUAUCAGUAGAAGAGCUGGAUUGUAGUUUCAAUGAAAUUGAAGCUUUGCCUUCAUCAAUUGGACAGCUUACUAAUAUAAGAACCUUUGCUGCAGAUCAUAAUUACUUACAACAAUUACCCCCAGAGAUUGGAAACUGGAAAAAUGUAACUGUGUUGUUUCUCCAUUCUAAUAAACUUGAGACACUUCCUGAAGAAAUGGGUGAUAUGCAAAAAUUAAAAGUCAUUAAUUUAAGUGACAAUAGAUUAAAGCAUUUGCCCUUUAGCUUUACAAAACUGCAGCAGUUGACUGCUAUGUGGCUCUCAGAUAAUCAGUCCAAACCUCUGAUACCUCUUCAAAAAGAAACUGAUUCAGAGACUCAGAAAAUGGUGCUUACUAACUACAUGUUCCCCCAGCAGCCAAGGACUGAGGAUGUUAUGUUCAUAUCAGAUAAUGAAAGUUUUAAUCCUUCCUUGUGGGAAGAACAGAGGAAACAGCGGGCUCAAGUAGCUUUCGAAUGUGAUGAAGACAAAGAUGAGAGGGAGGCACCUCCCAGGGAGGGAAAUUUAAAAAGAUAUCCAACACCAUAUCCAGAUGAGCUUAAGAAUAUGGUCAAAACGGUUCAAACCAUUGUACAUAGAUUGAAAGAUGAAGAGACCAGUGAAGACUCUGGGAGAGAUUUGAAACCACAUGAAGAUCAGCAAGUUGUAAAUAAAGAUGUGGGUGUGAAGACUGCAGAAAGUACAACUCCAGUAAAUAGUAAAGUCGACGAAAGAGAAAAGGGUAUGAUAGGAAACUCUGUCCAGAAGAUUAAUGAACCUGAAGCUCAGAUCAGUCCUGAGAAUUUACCACUGACUGCAAACACAAAAGCCUCAGAAAACAUGAAGCAUAUUGUUAACCAUGAUGAUGUUUUUGAGGAAUCUGAAGAACUUUCUUCUGAUGAAGAGAUGAAAAUGGCAGAGAUGCGGCCACCAUUAAUUGAAACUUCUAUUAACCAGCCAAAAGUUGUAGCACUUAGUAAUAACAAAAAAGAUGAUACAAAGGAUACAGAUUCUUUAUCAGAUGAAGUUACACACAAUAGCAACCAGAAUAACAGCAAUUGUUCUUCCCCAUCUCGGAUGUCUGAUUCCGUUUCUCUGAAUACUGAUAGUAGUCAAGACACCUCACUCUGCUCUCCAGUGAAACAAACUCGUACUGAUACCAAUUCCAAAAUCAGGCAAGAAGAUGAAAAUUUUAACAGUCUUUUACAAAACGGAGAUAUUUUAAACAAUUCACCAGAAGAAAAAUUCAAGGUUCAUGAUAAAAAAGAUUUCAAUUUACCUCAGUAUGAUUUGAAUAUUGAAGAGCAAUUAGUUCUUCUUGGGAAAGGUGUUGACUCAACAGCCACUUCUGAUGAAUCUCACAAAUUAGACCAUAUCAACAUGAAUCUUAACAAACUUGUAACUAAUGACACAUUUCAACCAGAGAUAAUGGAAAGAUCGAAAACACAGGACAGAUUACUUGGAACAGGAUUUUUGAGCAUUAAUUCCAAAAGGGAAACUGAGCACUUAGAAAAUGGAAAUAAAUAUCCUAAUUUGGAAUCCAUAAAUAAGGUAAAUGGUCAUUCUGAGGAAACACCGCAGUCUCCUAAUAUAAUGGAACCACAAGACACUAAAUCUUCGGUUGACAUGAGUAUUUCUAAGAGCACAGAAAAUCUCUACCCUCAGAAUAGUGGUCCAAUUGGAUCUGUUGUGAAAUCUCAUAGCAUAACUAAUAUGGAGACAGGAGGGUUAAAAAUUUAUGACAUUCUUAGUGAUAAUGGACCUCAGCAGCCAAGUGCGACAGGUAAAAUCACAUCUGCCAAUGAUGGGAAAAAUAUUGUAAGGAGCAAGUCUGCCACGUUGCUGUAUGAUCAACCAUUGCAAGUGUUUACUGGUUCUUCUUCUUCUUCUGAUUUAAUAUCAGGUUCAAAGGCAAUUUUCACGUUUGAUUCAAAUCAUAAUCCAGAAGAGCUGGAUACAAUAAGAGCCCCCACAGUAAGUGGCUUACCAUCUACACCUCAAACAUAUGGUCCUCCACAAUAUAAUAUCCAAUAUAGCAAUGCUACAGUCAAAGACACUUUGUGGCAUUCCAAACAGAGUCCCCAGAUAGAGCCUGUCAGUUUUCCUCCUCAGCGCCUUCCUAGAUCAGAGAGCACAGAAAGUCACAGUUACGCUAAACAUUCUGCCAAUAUGAACUUCUCCAACCAUAACAAUGUUAGAGCUAAUACUGCAUACCAUUUACAUCAGAGACUUGGUCCAGCAAGACCUGGAGAUAUGUGGGCCAUCUCGCCAAGUGACCGGCUAGUUCCUGCAGUAACUCGAACUACAAUUCAACGACAAAGUAGUGUGUCCUCCACAGCCUCUGUAAAUCUUGGUGAUCAAGGUCCUACAAGGCGUGCCCAGAUUCCUGAAGGAGAUUAUUUAUCAUACAGAGAGUUACAUUCAGUGGGAAGAAACCCUGCAGUGAUGUCAGGAUCUCAGAGACCUCUUUCUGCACGAACAUACAGCAUGGAUGGUCCAAAUGCAUCAAGGCCUCAGAGUGCCCGACCUUCUGUUAAUGAAAUACCAGAAAGAACUAUGUCAGUUAGUGAUUUCAAUUAUUCACGGACUAGUCCUUCAAGAAGACCAAACCCAAGGGUUGGUUCUGAACAUUCUUUAUUAGAUCAUCCAGGAAAAAGUAAAGUUCCUCAUGACUGGCGAGAACAAGUACUUCGACAUAUUGAAGCCAAAAAGUUGGAAAAGAGCAUGCUGUCAAGGUCCUUUAAUUCCACUUUCACUGCUGUAAGCAGCUGUCCCUCUGGCAGCCCUAGGGCUCUGCCUGACAGCCAGAGCCGUCUUGCCUUGAGUGUUGCAGACGGAAGAGGUUCUGCUGGGCACAGUUUUCGACUCCCUCAGCCAUCCAGUCCAGGAGAUCCUUGCCAAGAUGAUAUGUUCAUUUCAGGACAGCAGAACUACACAUCAUCUGCAGUUAGUCACAAAGAUGUUCUUCCAGACAGCUUGCUGAAACUGCCUUUGAGCAACGGACAGAUGGGCCCGCCUCUGCGGGCGCAGGCGCUCGCCCCUCCGGCCUCGGUGGCCAGGCACCCCUCCCGAGAGCAGCUCCUGGACUACCUGAUGCUGAAGGUGGCCCCGCCGCCUCCGCCCGCACAGCCCAGACCCGGCCCCGAGCUGGCCCGGCAGGAGAUUCGUGUAAGAAUAGAAAAAGACCCAGAACUUGGAUUUAGCAUAUCAGGAGGUGUCGGGGGUAGAGGAAACCCCUUCAAACCUGAGGAUGAUGGCAUAUUUGUAACAAGGGUACAGCCUGAGGGACCAGCAUCAAAAUUACUGCAACCCGGUGAUAAAAUUAUUCAGGCCAAUGGCUACAGUUUUAUCAAUAUUGAACAUGGACAAGCAGUGUCCUUGCUAAAAACUUUCCAGAAUACAGUAGAACUCAUCAUUGUACGAGAAGUUUCCUCAUAAGCACUGUGGAAAAAAUGGGGGGAAGAACAGCAAGAUUUAUUGGAAGAUACGUGCAGGGAAAUUAAUAUUUUGACUAUUUUUAUAUAGAAGAAUUCAAUUAUGUUCAAAUUUGUACAUUAAUGAAAUAAUGGAGCUUGUGGUUAGAGGGAAAGAACCACUGUACAGAAUAUAAAGGAGACUGUUGAAUUCAUACCAUUUAAAACUUGUUAGGUUUUUAAACAUAGCAAUCAAAGCUACAAAAACAAAUGUAGGUUGUUUUUGUAUAAAUUUAGUUUUAUUUUUGGAUUUCAUACACAUGACUGAACUGUAUGCAAGGCAAAUAGCCUUGAUUGUAGCCCAGAGACAGAUGGCAGAGCUAUCUCUCUCAUAGCUUUUAUGCCCUUCUUUUUAUUCAACUGGUUUUCUGCUGAAACUACUUUUUUUGAUGUGGGCAAGAGAUUUGAAAUGUUGGUUUUUGCUAUGUGUAUAUUGAGUUGAAGAAUGAGUAGGUGAAGAUGGUGCUGGUGGGUUCACUUUCCAAGGCCAGAUUAAAAGUUAUUCCUAAAAAAAAUCUGGAAGCAAAGAAUGAGAAAAUAAUUGUCUGUUAGUGUUUUUAUUAAUAGAAUAACGCAAUAAAAUGUCAUGUCUUUUUAAAGAGGUAAAAGACAAUAAUUGCAUUUUAUGAAUUCUUCAAGAUCUGUUCUUGUCAUAACCACUGACUUUACAUUUGCUACUGGUGACUCAGUUUCUAAAUUUUUAGUUACAGGAAAUUUUUAACUCUACUAUAGUGCAUGUUCAUGAAUUUUCUGUACUAUGGAAAUCCCCUGUUUGUUUUUCUUUAGUUUUUUUUUUCCCCCCCCUGGCAAAUGGUGGUACUUUAGUACUCCAUUUUAAUCUAACUUAUAAUUUUUGUUUUAAGCAGCAAAUGAAACUAAAAUUUUAGGCCAGUUUUAAGAUUAUGUUGCCUGUGACAGAAAAUGUAAGAAGGUUCAGGAAUACCUCUUGAGUUUUGUUUGGCCUUGUAUUGCCUUGGUAAAGUAAAAGGAAACAUGGAGCUAGGAAACCAAAGUGAGUUUGUGAAACAGGCACAGUGAUAGAGAAUUGCUGUGGAAAGUUGUAGAGCAGAAGGAUGGGUCUUGAGGCCUACCAGUAUCUAACGAUGUUCAAAUAAAGGGCUGUUCCUACAGGUAACGUUAAAUGUGAACUCGACACUUCAGAGUCUUUAAAGGGUUUCUGAGUUGUAAUUGUUUUACCACCAACUGCCUUUCUUUUUACUUACUGUAACAAGUAUUGAAUGAUAGAGGUUUAUUAAUUUUGUUUAUCCAAACCAUUAAAAUUCUUUUGUAUGUAAUCAAAUAAAAUUUGAGUAACAUGCAAUGGUGAAAAUUAAUGCAUGGUUAUUUGGACCAGAAAAACGUGCCAUAAAAGACCAAUAACUGUUUUAGUUGAAGCUAGACUGAAAUCUUUUAUUAAAGCAAUAUGCAAUUCUUAUGUUUUUUAAUUUCAAAGAAAUAUAACAGGAAUUUUAAUGUAUUAUGCUUUCUUUUCAACCUUGAUUUAAUUAAGACUUACAGACUAGCUAAAACACCAACAUUAAUUUUUG